AUGACUGAACAAAAUUUGGAAGAAGAUAACAAGAUUGAAUCUUUAUCAUCGAAUGAUGUGUUAACAACAAUUUACGAUGUAAAUCGAGCAAUUUUUCGUCAUUUACCUAUUCAUUCAAUCGAUUUAUGCUCUUUAGUUUGUAAAUCAUGGGCUCAUGUAGGUCAUUUAAUCAAAACACAUCGUCAUACAAUUCAUUCAUUAACUUAUCCAACUGAUCCAUUGUCAACAAUAGCAGAUUCUUCUUAUCUUCUAUCUGAUUUUGAUACAUUUAUUUCAUGCUAUAUACACAUUCAUCUUUGGUCAAUACCAUAUCUAGCAUUAGUUGUUACGACGAAUAGUUUAGAUAGAAAAGGUUUUCAUUCAUCAUCAGAUUGUUCAUUACGACCAGCAAAAUAUCCAAGACGAUCUCAUUCACAAACAACAGCUAGUCAAACAGAACGUCAUAAUAUAUCAGAAGCAUUAAUACAUCAUGUAAAUAAAUCAUGUAAAGUUCUUACAGUUGUUUCUGAUGGAAUUAUUGCAUCAAAUGAUAAGAAUCAAUCCAAUGAAAUUGAAUUAAAUGAUGCUGUGGGUAUUCUACUUCUUCCUAAAUUUCCACCGAAUAUUCUUGGAAUUUAUCCAUUUGAAAUUACAAAUAAAACACCAAUAUCUAAUAACAUGUCUCGUUCAGAUUUACAUCAACUUCUUGGAUGUGUACCUGAUGAUAUAUCCAUUCGAUGUGUUAUACUUUUCUAUACUCCACGUUUACUUCAAACUCAAAUGAAUAAUUGUAUUAAGAAAUUACUUGAAUAUUAUUCAUCCGAAGUAGUCAUUAUUGGAGGUUAUAUCAACAGAAGUCGUUAUGAUGAUCGACAAUCGAAACAUAAAACAUUAUUAAAUAAUGCAUGUGGACUUGUUUUAACAGGUGAUAGAACUCAUUUAAAUAUUCGACAAGUUGUAUUAAAAAGUCAUAUACAAACACGUGAAGCUGUAAGAGAUAAAUUAAAAGAAUUAAAAUCUAUAGAAAAUGAGCAAUGUUAUCUAUCAUUUGGUAUACAAGUUAGUUGUGUUGGUCGUGGUGUCGAUUUUUAUCAUCAAGAAUCGAAUGUUGAAUGUUCAGAAUUUCAAAAACUCUUUCCAAAUACAUCAUUAAUUGGAAUAUUUGGAAAUGGUGAACUUGGACAUGAUUAUCUCCUCAAUGAUAAUGAGGCUUCACAACAACAACAAAGAACUACUAAAGAAUCAUUGAAAGAUUUAUUUCAUACUUAUUCAACUAUAUUUUCAAUUAUUUCAUUACGAAUGUAA
Adineta steineri is the source of this 1284-nucleotide messenger RNA. Lineage: Eukaryota; Metazoa; Rotifera; Eurotatoria; Adinetida; Adinetidae. The record is from the annotation of a GenBank genome assembly.